Messenger RNA from Phymastichus coffea, 2190 nucleotides. Its product is annotated as peptide transporter family 1-like. Bases 14 to 2173 code for a protein of 719 amino acids. The record is from RefSeq and is a predicted model, not a curated record. Gene Ontology annotation, molecular function: dipeptide transmembrane transporter activity. NCBI's taxonomy places the organism in Eukaryota, Metazoa, Arthropoda, Insecta, Hymenoptera, Eulophidae. Gene Ontology annotation, biological process: oligopeptide transport; transmembrane transport. The transcript has 9 exons. Gene Ontology annotation, cellular component: membrane.
CCCGCGCCGUUUGAUGCCGAGCUGUCGCGCGCGAAACGCAGCUGCGACGACGAUGGCGGUGGACGAAACCGACGACGUCGCCGACAAGAAAAUGAAGUACCCCAAGUCGGUGUUCUUCAUCAUCCUCAAUGAAUUCUGCGAGAGAUUCAGUUUCUAUGGCAUGAGAGCAUGCCUGUCGCACUACUUCAAGGAGAUCCUGCUGUACGAGGAGAAGACGGCGACGGUCAUGUAUCACACGUUCACCAUGUUCGCCUUCUUCUUCCCGCUCAUCGGCGCGAUGAUCGCGGACUCGUGGCUCGGCAAGUUUCGCACGAUCUUCUACCUCAGCAUCGUCUACGCGAUCGGCCAGCUGCUGCUCUCGGUCAGCUCCGUGCCGGCGCUUCAUCUGCCAGUCAGGGCGAUCACCAUCCUGGGUUUGUUCCUGAUAGCCGUGGGCACGGGCGGUAUAAAGCCAUGCGUGUCGGCCUUCGGCGGCGACCAAUUCAAAUUGCCCGAGCAGGAGGUCUACCUGACGACGUUCUUCUCCCUGUUCUACCUGGCCAUCAACUCGGGCUCUCUGAUCUCCACCUUCAUCACGCCCAUACUGCGCAAGGACGUCCACUGCUUCGACCAAGAAUCCUGCUAUCCUCUGGCCUUUUUCGUGCCGUCCGUGCUCAUGAUCUUGUCUAUCGUCAUAUUCUUCGCCGGGAAACGGCUGUACAAGGUGAAGCCACCCGAGGGCAACAUGGUGCUCAAGGUUGCAAAAUGCAUCACGCACGCCGUUGGUCGCAAAAUAUCAUCCAAGUCGAACAAACGCGAGCACUGGCUCGACUACGCAGACGACAAGUACGACGAUCGCUUCAUCGAAGACAUCAAGUCCGUAUUCAAGGUUAUCAAGCUGUUCCUCCCCUUGCCGUUCUUCUGGGCGCUGUUCGAUCAACAAGGUUCGAGAUGGACUUUCCAAGCUGAUCGCAUGAAUGGCUACGUGUUUGGCUACGUCAUCAAACCCGAUCAGUUCCAAGUGGUCAAUCCAUUGCUGAUCGUCCUUUUCAUUCCGAUCUUCCAAUUUGCCAUCUAUCCGGUAAUCGAGAAGUUUUUGUUCAUCAAUACCCCGCUGAAGAAACUUACUACUGGCGGUAUUCUUGCUGGAUUGUCGUUCAUUAUUUCUGCUAUUAUAGAGUUUCAAAUUGAGUCCAUAGACUCUGUGCAACCGUCCAAGGGUUUAACCCAAGUGAGAUUUUACAAUGUGAUGAACUGCAGGGCCGACGUUGAGUUUGGCGAGCUUCGAUUUGUGUUGGAUGCCUUGGAAUCGUAUCAAAACCUUCGUAUCUCUGUGAAUGGAACGAGAGAAUUACAGCUACAAGCUACGUUUAAAAACUGCCCAGAACUGCCCGAUCCAAAUACCAUCGUGAAUGAAACACUGACUCUGAUAGAAGAGAGAGCAAUGUCAUGGGGUUUCACGAAAACGGGUCUGGAGAAAGUGUCCGCGUCGGAUUCCGUCCAUAAGUCGCAAUCAGGAGAGCCCAACGUGAGAGCACUGAUCUAUCGAGACUCGAGCAUCACGGGCAACUUGUUGAGAUUCAUUGGCAAGAAAAAGGACUUUGAGCUGAAGCUGCCGAAAGACUUCAAUACUAGCGACUAUGUGAUUAUCGAACACGAGAAAUACAACGUUACCUUCGAUGACCAGCUCAUCGCCGACAACGUGGAUUUCGAAUACGGCGCUGCCUACACCAUCGUCGGUAGUAUCACGAAAGAUCGCAAGGAUCUCAGAUUUGUCAUGGACGCCGAACCGGAUCUCGUUCAUAUGUUCUGGCUGCUGCCGCAGUACAUUGUCAUCACUAUGGGCGAAAUCAUGUUCUCCAUCACGGGUCUGGAGUUUGCAUUCACGCAGGCGCCGGUCAGCAUGAAGUCACUACUUCAGGCAUGCUGGCUGUUGACCGUCGCCGCGGGCAAUCUCAUUGUGGUCAUCAUUGCCGAGUCGCAAUUCUUUAAUAGACAGGUCUACGAAUUCUUCCUGUUCGCCGGACUGAUGUUCGCCGACAUGUUCAUAUUCGCGAUUAUGGCCAAAUUCUACGAGUACGUGGAUGUGUCUUCGAGCGACGACAAUUCCAUCGACGACGACGACGACGACGACGUCGAAGAUACCGAAUUGAAGAAGAGAGCAGUGCACGAUAGUAACUCGGCCGAUCUUUGAUUUGAUGAAAAAAAAAC